AUGACCAUCAACUAUUUCACAGCCUUGAGAACAGUACUAGUUGCAGUAUUAGUUGUUGCAGACAAUUUGGUUGUCUCGUUUGAAGGUACUGACAACGCAUUCAACUCAGACUCAGUGACCAUAAAUAGCAGUUUGUUAACAGAAGGGAGAACUUAUGAUAUUGGCUUAGAGCUGAGCGUAUUGUUAUACCAAGAUAACUUCAUAUUGUUCGACAGUGACAACCAAGAUAGGACCAGCAAUUCACUGAAUAAUACAAACAAUUAUACCGAGCUAGAUGCUAGAGACAGUGUCGCAGACAGUAUAGCGUACUCUGACCUAAUUUUACAUCAAUCGAAUAACACUUUGGGAACUACUGGUACAGAAAACCCAGACAACGACACUAUUACAAGUUUACUACCCAGCUCGAAAGUUGAUCACGAAGUAAAUGGCUUACACAUCACAGAAAGAAUUAGCAACAUAGCCUCUAGUUAUAGUAAUCUUGUCGUUGGCUCAGUGGCAGGUGCGACUUCAGCAGCACUCAGUAUCUACCAGUUGAUGAAGAAAGAGUUUAAAAACUGUGCUACUUACUCAAUCAUGAUAGAAGACACACAUUACCAAGUAUCUACCUGUACGACAGGAAAGCACUGUGACACACAGGCAUCUCAAAAACACAUAGAGAAGGCUAUUGAAUAUUCACUAAAUUCUGCAUUUUUAAGAAGAUCUUAUAGAGGCUCAUUUAAACUUGAUAAUGGCGGAACGUGGCACACAUGCGUCGAAUAUUAUCAUGAAAAGCACAGAGACCUCACAUUCCCAGGUUGUCCUAAAGAUUGGUGCGGUAAGGGUAAAGACUAA
Messenger RNA from Suhomyces tanzawaensis NRRL Y-17324, 831 nucleotides. RefSeq lists its product as uncharacterized. Lineage: Eukaryota; Fungi; Ascomycota; Pichiomycetes; Serinales; Debaryomycetaceae. The record is from RefSeq and is a predicted model, not a curated record. The coding region runs from base 1 to 831 and encodes 276 amino acids. The transcript has a single exon.